This is a messenger RNA of Entamoeba invadens IP1, 486 nucleotides long. RefSeq lists its product as hypothetical. Lineage: Eukaryota; Evosea; Mastigamoebida; Endamoebidae. The transcript has a single exon. The record is from RefSeq and is a predicted model, not a curated record. Bases 1 to 486 code for a protein of 161 amino acids. Gene Ontology annotation, molecular function: calcium ion binding.
AUGGUAGAUCAAGCGACUUUAUUCGACUUUCUCGACAAGAAUGGCGAUGGGACUAUAUCCGAGCAAGAGUUUCGUCUUGGGAUGGUUGAAUUUUACAAAUUUGGUCCACUGAAUUCUAAAGCACAAGCAAUAGUUGAAGAGCUCUUUAUGUAUUACUUCAAUUAUGCGGAUGGGAAGGGAUUAUUUAAUAAAGCUGAUGGGAUGAUAAGUAAACGUGAGUUCACGAACAUAGCCGACAUCCUUCCAUCUUCCCUUGGGACUGAUAAAUUGCGGGGACUGACUAGUUACAUUUUCUAUUUGAUUGAUAACAAUCACAAUGGGACGAUCGACAAAAACGAAUUGAAAAAAGUGCUUAAAAAAGGAGAAGACGACGAAACACUCGAGUGCAUUUUUAAUAAACUCGACGUCAAUAAAAACAAAAGAAUCAGUCACGAAGAAUUCAUUAAGUAUUAUAUCAACAGUUUUAAUGACGCAUUGAAUAAUUAA